Messenger RNA from Rhipicephalus microplus (southern cattle tick), 1566 nucleotides. RefSeq lists its product as uncharacterized. Lineage: Eukaryota; Metazoa; Arthropoda; Arachnida; Ixodida; Ixodidae. The record is from RefSeq and is a predicted model, not a curated record.
AUGGAUAGACGGCCCCAAGGAGAUCGGAUAGUGAUGUGGCACUGGAACGCUAACGGCUACCGGUGCCGCAAGGCAGUACUUCAACAGCACCUGCGGUCGCUUGAUCAGAAGGAGCUUCCCGACGUGAUAGCGAUCCAGGAAACACACGCUGAAGACCCCAAGAUCACCUCGCUGCCGGGUUACCGAGCGUACGCCCGCCCGCCGAGCGCCCGCACCUGUGGGAAAGGCGCCGCGCAGGGCGUGUGCACGUUUGUGAGGAAAGGUAUCACGAGCGUAGGCAAGGACGAAAUCCUAAACUACAAAGACUCCGCCAUCGAAGCCAACGUGACGGAAAUCAUCAUUGCGGGCAAGAAGGGAAGAGGCAAGAACAAGGCUUCGACCACGGUGUACAUAGCAAAUGUAUAUAGCAACCCACAGCACGGAAACCAAAGAUUCAAGACCCUGUUGCACAAGAUCCGCGACGCCGCCCACGGCUCUGGGGCCGCGGCGGUCGUCUGCGGGGACUUUAACGCACCGCACGAGGAACUAGGGUACACUCGCACAACGGUGAAGGGAAAGAGAUUACUGGAAGACGCCGAGGAAGCGAGCUUCGAGCUGCUCACCGACCCGGCACAACCAACGCGAAUCGGAACGUCGACAGCCAGAGACACCACGCCCGAUCUUUCGUUCGUGCAUCUGCCGCGAGGCGGGACUGCGCGAUGGAAGAACACGGGCUGGAAUCUCGGAAGCGACCACUACAUCGUCGAAGUCACGAUACCGCUCGCCCACGCUCGUGUGGUCGACGGAACGACCAAACGACGUCAGCUCCUCACCGAUUGGCACAAGUUCAGGGAAGCCGAUCUGGGCGAGGUGGACGACGUGGAGAGAUGGUCGGCGAGCCUUGUCUCCGCCGCCAAGGACGCCACGACCGAAGUCGAGGUACCGGAGGAAGCCGAUCGGGUGGACCCGCGCCUCGCCCAUCUCGUGGAGGCGAGGAGAUCGCUACAACGAAGAUGGAAAAGACAAAGGCACAACCGAACGCUGCGCAAACGCGUCGCGGCACUCGGGAAGGAAAUCGAGCGCUACAGCCGCCAACUGUGUGCCCAGCAAUGGUAUGCCAUGUGUAGCGAAGCGGAAGGCCAACUCCAUAGGGGAGGCACGUGGGCCCUCCUGCGCCACCUCAUGGACGAGACCAAGAGCAAGGAACAUCAACGACACCGCAUGUCGCAGAUCCUCCACGCCGCGGCCAACCAGCUAGGCGAAGCGGAGAUGCACAAGCGGCUAAACGACAAGUACCUCCCGGCCACAAACCACGUGGAGCAUCCGGAAUACGACGGCGCGCCCAACCCGCUGCUCGACCGCGAGAUCGAGGAGUGGGAGGUGCGCCAGGCAACGAACGCCCUGAACUGUCGCUCAGCCGCGGGACCGGACAAAGUGACAAACAAGGCUCUGCGUAACAUCAGCGACGCUGCAGUCUCGGCCCUGACGAAGUACUUCAACGCCUGCUGGACGAGCGGAAGCCUUCCCAAGCAGUGGAAGACGGCCAAGACGAUACUACUGCCCAAGCCCACAAGCCGCCGGGAAUAG